UGCAGUAAAACAACAAUAGUAAGUCAUAGUCCAAAACGUCAGAUACAAGUUGUGUUCACCGUUUAGUCUACAAUUAAUUCUGACCAUUGCACUUUAUGAUGCAACACAAAAUGUGAAAGAAAAUUGAGUCAACCAUUUAACUUCAUUUAUUCUGAUUGAUAUGAACAACUAGAGUUGGUUUAUUUUCACAUUCAUAAACGACGUGUUUACAAAAAAAAAAAAAACUAACACGAAAUUCAGUAAUUUACAUAACAAUUUCCACUCUACAUAAGCUCAAAGAAGAAAUGUGCUGAAAGUAUUAAACUGCUAUCAAUGAGAGACAAAGUAAGACUGUACAUGGGAUUUUAGUUGAAUCUUCAAUGUGAUUCAUAGGGCACCAAGACUUUUAAAUACUAAGAAAAGGAUUACCAAAUUAAUUUGCUCAGACUAUCAAUUUGUUCCAAUUGCAAGAAAAAGAGAACUUUCAAAAUGAAUUCCCUGAGUUUGAGGUUUAUAUUGAGGUUUCUCUAUGCCAACUGUUUUACAUUCAUUGCCUUGGGUUGCACGAAAGAAUUUCUAGACAACUUGAAGCCUGGAGUUUAUGUGAUGCGAGGUCCACAUUGGAAAUGGGGUAAUCAGGAUGGUGGUAUUGGCAGCUUAGGAACAAUAAUUGAUCACAGAACCUUGAAUGGAUGGGUCUCAGUGAAAUGGGACUCUGGACACACAAAUCUUUAUCGAGUCGGUUUCCAGAAUAGUUGUGAUUUGGUUAUUGUUGAUCACAAUUAUACUCAAUGUAUUGUCCAACCACAAAAUAAUACAUUCAACACAGCAUUUAUUUUCCCAAGUGACAAAACGUUCCUAAAUUCAAAAAUAUUCAAUUACUGUCAAAGAAAAAUCGUAAGUUCAAGGAGCGAUAGAAUUAUUUCCUUCACACUCUUGUGGUACAAUGAAAAUUCAUGCAAUAUAACAGUUUAUGAGGGGUCAAGCAACAAGGGUGAAAAUUAUGGAAAUGCUUGUCAGAAUAAAAUCAGUACCUACCACUCCAGAAAUAAUAGCCUUUUUGUUGAAUUCUUUUUAAAAAAGGAAACUGAUAAGGCAGGAUUUAUAGGCAGCAUCCAAAGUGAAGAACCAGAAUGUAAAGAACCCUAUAACAAAUUUAUAAAUGGAGGAGAAAGUGGAUAUAUACAACCACCAUAUAAUAACAUUAUAUUAAUAACUCCACUAAAAUGCCAAUGGGCCCUAACAACUAACAGUAGUCACGUUUUUCAAAUAAAUUUGGUUAAGUUUGAAGAGUUGAGUUACCUUGAUAUCUAUGAUGGAAACACUCUAAUUGAGCAUUUGAAUCAAAAAAUCCAUCAGUAUACAACAAAGACCUCCAUGCUAGGUUUAUUCUACAACAAACCAAAUAUAUUCAGUUCUGGUUUCAUUCUCACUUACAAAGCUAUUCCUAAAGCAAAGGAAACCUGUCCAGAAAAUAAAGUAUACAAAUAUCCUGGAAUUAAGGAUCAGUUUAUGAUAUCAACAGCUAGUGGAACUGAUUACAACUUACCAGAUUAUUGCCACUUCACACUUCACACAGAUGAAUCUUCCUACAUUGAAUUAAAUUUACAGCAACUUGAUAUUAACAACUCAUGUCUGCCAAGUUAUCUUGACAUGUCGAUAAAUAAUUUAUCUUUUCCAUCUGAAACUGGUUAUUCUAAUCAUCAAGUCUCCAUGCAAGCAAAAAGUAUACACAUUCAAUACCUAAAGAAAACUCAAUGUAAAUUCCUCAUACUUCUUUAUGUUAAAUCUGUAACAGUUCCUUCCUGCUUCCUCAGCCCCACUAUUGAUGUCGUCAGUGGACCAAAAAGAUUCCUGAAUGUUCCACAAACUGCACUAUUUGACCCUGAUGUGAAAGAAUGUAAAUGGACAUUCAGAAUUAAACCAAACCAUAUUUUACUGCUUGAGAUUACAACAAACACAAGUGCAAUGUCAGCUUACUCCUCUUUCUCAUACUAUGAUGGAAAAUCAUGGCAACUAUUACUGAAUAGUAAAAUGAGCACAUCCCAGACCACAUUUCAAUUGAAGUAUAAAAUAAAACCAAGAUAUAAAAUUUGGCAUGUUUUUGGAAAGAUGAUUAUUAUUUAUAAUUCUGUUGUCUUAGACGAAACACCUUCAACCACACUAACAGAGCAGUUAUCAAGAAUAACUUCAACAAGUAUAUGGAGAAAGGAAAAGCUACAUUCAAACAUAAGUAUGAUAUCAAACUGUACAGAUAGAAUAAUUACUGAAACAACUAUACCAUACUGGAUUUACAUUACUUUGGUGUUGCUGAUUCUGAUUUACAUUGUGAUGGGAUGUUUAUGUUGGAUUCACUACAAAAGAAAUAUUUACAUUAAUACUGAAAGCUUCAUAUGUAAUAAAAACCUCCUCAAACAUGAAAACAUUGAAAUUUGAUGAAAACUCUUUUUUUUUUUCUUUCAAUGGAGAGGGGGUACAUGUUUAAAGUUUCUUCCCAUAUAAAUACAAAAGAAUAAAAUGGAUCUACACUAUCACACAAACUGCUACAAAUAACAACCAAAUUUCAUUCAGAUUACACACUUCACUUUUAAGUGCAUAUUAUAUGUCUUUAGCAAGGAAAUUACAUUAGUUGCUGUCAUGCUACUGUAGGGCAUUGCCUGUGAACUCAUAAGAGAUGAACUGUAGAUGAGACCUUUACUGCAGACUAGUUAUCAAACUAGAUGGCAGAAAAGGGACUUCUGGUAAGGUAACAAAUGAAACCCAAACUUGAACGGUGGAUUGUAUUCCUCUCACAUUGUAGAUGAUUAACACAGAAUAAACAACAAUUCAGCACAUUCUCAUUUGUGGUUAUUUUUACAUAUAGCUUAACUAAAGCUAUAAGUGGUGAUCCCAAAAUAGAAGAAGACACAUGAACAUGUAAUCAUAGCAAGUGAGAAUGCUGUUGUGCUUAAGCUCACACAAUUCAGGCCAAAAUGAACCAAAGUAUGUUUUGCACAAGCUGAGGCACAGUUCAACAUCACCUUGUACCUGAUAAAAUAUUCUUGUAUAACAGCUGCCUUGAAUGAGGAUACAGCAACAAGGGUGCUAUACAUCCUAAUCAGACCACCAAUUACUCACAAAUAUGAGACUAUAAAAAAUAGACUCAUAGAAACAUUCCAGUUUAGUGAUUGAGAAUUGGAUAUGGCUGGGUUAAGUGAUUCUAAGCCUUCCUAAUAGAAAGGAUGCUGGCAUUAGUGCCCCCUGGUGAGUCCCCUUGUUUUUUACUUAGGGAAAUACUCCUCUGUAAAUUGCCACCCCAGGUCCAAUCCCUUAUAACUCAGCCUGAGAUCAAGGACCUGUGAUAGUUAGUGAGAGCAGCUGGCAAACGUUUUUUGUCUAGUGGAGUUAUAAUCAACACGAUAAGGUUAGCCCUGAGACAUGGUGAGGUUACACGAGACAAUUUGUGGUUUUAUCACAAAAAGUCUGGAACAAGAGCUACCAAGUGUAAACAACUACGCAGCUUCAAGAGCUCUUUGUCAUUGAAUGCAGGAAACUCCAGGGCUGGCCACUAUUAAAACACUCUGGUGGUCAGCAGACAUGAUCAACUGUUCCUGUAUAUCCACUAUCAGAUCUCUGUUCAAAGAUUCCUAAUUGACACAGGAGUAGAAGUCAGUAUUAUUCCAGCAUCUGCAAAGGACCUCCAUUAUGGAGAGCAAGGUCAACCUUUAGCAGCCACCAAUGGUUCCACAAUCAAAGUGUAUAGAUGCUGCUUUCCCUCCUUUCAUAUCAGCUCACAAAUAUAUACAUAGGCAUUCACUGUCACUGAUGUCCAUCACUCUAUUAUCGGAGCAGACUUUCAUCAGGUCCACUCACUGCUGAUCAAUCUUCAAGGGAGAUGACUCAUCAACAGCAACGCCUAUGCCUCUGUUUCACUGACAACAUCUGCACAUGCUGCCCCUCACAAAGCAGCCAUCUUUCAGACCAAUAACGAGUUCUUACCCCUCCUUGUGAACUGCCCAAAUCUCACUACUCUGACAUUCUCCAAACCUACAACUCACCAUGGAGUAAAACACUAGAUCCCAACUACCAACCCUCCAGUACAUAGUUACACACAUCCUCUACCACCAGACAAACUUGCUAUUGUGAGGGCCAAGUUCAACAACAUGGAUGCUUUGGGUAUUGUUCAUUGAUCAAGCAGUACGUGAUCAUCACCUCUACAUGUGACACCAAAACUCAAUGGAAGUUGGUGGACCUUGUGGAGAUUAUCGCCAUCUCAAAACAAACACUACACCCAACCACUACCCCAUUCCACAUAUGCAAGACUUCUGAGCCCAGUUAACCAGGUACUCAAUUUUCUUCAAAAUCAACCUUAUCCAAAUACCUGUACCACCAAACACCUGUAUGAGAUGGUGCUGUUCCUAAACUGAAUUUCUGCAUAGAUUCUUAGGCCUAAAAAAUAUAGCCCAAUCCUUUCAAUGCUUGAUGGAUACUGUGUGUGUCGAUCUAGACUUUGUUUUCGUAUACCUAGAAGACAUCCUUAUUGCAAGCCAAAAUGCAGAGCUACACAAGUGAUCCUUUUUAAUAGACUGAAACAAUAUAGUUUGGUAGUCAACCCUGCCAAGUGUGUCUUUGGUAAGGAAAUAAACUUUCUUGGACAUCAAAUCACAGGUGCUAGCACUACAUCCCUACCAGAAAAAUUGAAAGCUAUCUUAUCAUUUCCACACCUCACCACAAGCAUGACUCUGUACCAAUUUGUGGAUAUGGUAAACUUUUAUCAACAUUUCAUCCCUUCUAUGGCAAGAUUGAUGAGACCUCUGUACAAUGCAUUAUCAAGAGAAAGUUUUUAAAAAUAGGUGAAAUCCACGAAAGAAGCUCUUGCUAAAGCAACCAUGAUUUCCCAUCCUCAUAUGUCAGCAUUGACUGCAUUCACAGCCGCUGGAAGUAUUUUGGAACAAUACAUCAAUGGUCAGUGGUGACCUCUGGGCCUUCUUCAGUCAACAAAUAUGACCACCUGAACAGAAAUGUAGCAUUUUCAACAGGGAACUGUUAACCACCCAUCUAUGUGUCCACCACUUUCACUACUUUCUGGAAGGUGUUCACAAACCACUAACCACUAACCUUUGCUAUGAGCAAGCUAUCAGAGCUAUGGUCAGUACACCAGCAGUGACAGUUAUCAGCCAGUUCUGAGUACACUACAAACAUUCAGCACCUAUUUGGAAAAAGCAACUUAGUCACUGAUGCACUCUCUUGAGCACCUACCUACUCUGAUGCCUAAAAGGCUAUGGCCACAGCUCCACAAAGAGAUGAUGACAUCAGAGCCUACUGCACCACCAUCACUUCUUUCCUGACUUUGGCUCCAACAGAACAACCAUACUUUCUACCAGGAAGCCACAACCAAUUGUCCCUGGUGCUAAAAAGAUUUUCCCACCUGGAUACCUGAGCCACACAGCACCUGAUGUCAUGCAAAUUCAUCUGGCACGAGAUGAUCAAGCAAACUAGGGAGUGGGCCAAAACUUGUAUACCCUGCCAAAAAGCCAAAAUCCAUCAUCAUACCUAAGCACCUCUUGGUAGCUACGAACCCCCACAGGCCUGUUUCAGUCAUGUCAACAUUGACCUCAUUGGAUCCCGACCACCUUCACUUGGUUGCUCAUAUCUACUAACAAUAGUGGACCACUUCACACAUUGGCCUAAGACCUCUCUGCAUCAUAGAAACACCGGAAAUCACCUGCAUCUUCAUCACAAAUGGGUUGCUCAUUUCAGUGUCUUAGAUAGCAUCUCAUCUGACUGCAAACCUCAGUUCACUCUAGAGUUGUGGAAUGAUGUGUGAAGCACACAACAGUCUGCCACCCCAAUGUAGAGAGAUUUCACUGCUGCUUGAAGGAAUCCCUUACAACCAGAGUUAACUGGCUCAACUGCAUCAACCAACUUUCAUGGGUAAUGCUGGGAAUUUGCACUGCCCUAGAGGAAGACCUCAACACUUCUUCCACAGAAAUUGUGUAUGGUAUCUCUACAGUGCUGGGGGAAUUCAUUCCAAUCACUAAAUCAGAUCCAAAUAUCAAAGGUAUCUUGAGCAACUGAGAGACAACAUGAACCAGUAAUACCCUAUUCCCAUGUCAACACAUGAUACACGUAGGUCCUCUGUGCCAUAUGACCUCCACAAAGUGAAGUUUGUUUUUGUUCAUCACAUUGAAUGAUGAAAACCCCUUCAACCACCCUAUGAUGGACCAUAAAAUGGGAUUCAUCCAAUGUUGCCAUCAACAGACUGAAACCAGCCCAACUCAAUAUUCACAGCUCCAUUCAAGUAGCUCAACCACCAAACAAAGGCCAUCCUAGCCAGGUCACACUGACCCCUGACAAUGAACAGUUGCCAAAGAGUCAAGUAAGUAUACACAUGGGCAAGGUGGUAAAAACAACUUACCAGUUCCAAUGACAGCCAACAGUUCUGAUGGGAAGCUAUGUAAAGCAUUGCCUGUGAACUUGUAAGACAUGAACUGUAGAGGAAGACCUUUACUGAAGACUAGUUAUCAAACUAGUCAGCAGAAAAAGAACUUCUAGUUAGUUGGCAAAUGAGACCCAGCCUUGAAUGGCAGAUCACACUCUCUCUCUCACAUUAUAGAUGAUUAACAUAGAAUAAACAACGUUUCAACACUU
This is a messenger RNA of Octopus bimaculoides (California two-spot octopus), 6609 nucleotides long. RefSeq lists its product as uncharacterized. Lineage: Eukaryota; Metazoa; Mollusca; Cephalopoda; Octopoda; Octopodidae. The record is from RefSeq and is a predicted model, not a curated record. Gene Ontology annotation, molecular function: ubiquitin-protein transferase activity; metal ion binding. Gene Ontology annotation, biological process: protein ubiquitination.